Molecule: messenger RNA, 267 nt
Organism: Aspergillus wentii DTO 134E9
Lineage: Eukaryota; Fungi; Ascomycota; Eurotiomycetes; Eurotiales; Aspergillaceae
Exons: 2
Coding region: 1-267 (88 amino acids)
Source: RefSeq, a predicted model, not a curated record
AUGUCUGAUAACAACAACAACAACCAGAACCAAAGCAUUCUCGGCGGUGUCACUGAUACCCUAGGCAAAGGACUCGGCGGCGUUACCAACACUGCAGGAACUGCUGUCAGCGGUCUAGGAAAGACAUUGGGCGACACAACUGCUGGCCUGGGAAACACUGUCUCGGGCAUUGCUGGAGGAGUUGGAAAUACCGCCAGCAACGUGGGUGACGGCGCGAAGAAUACCGUCCAAGGUCUUGGAGGACAGAAGUCGGAUGAGAAGAAAUAA